AGAGCACGAGUAUCUCUGCCCCGCGGUGUCUCGAAUGAUUUGUGGGCACCUAGAUUCGUACCCGCUCCCUGUCUCCCUCAAUGCGAGCGAGCGCGCGUGCGACUCCGCAGCAUCAAGGCAGCAGCAGCAGCAGCUUCAAAUGAUCGCCCAGCAUGGAACGCGACAUUCCCUUCUCCUACCAUCGCCUUUACUUUAACCGUUAGCAUGUCCCCAAGAAUAUACGAUUCCUAACGACCACUUGCCUUACCUCGUUUCACGAGAAUUGGUCUUGCAUGUUUUUUUUAAAUUUUUGCUCUUUGGCUUUUUAAUGGAAAAUGGCGAUAUGUUCACAGUCUUGCAGCAUCGCCUGCCUUGUAUCCGUCCAGAUUAUUCUGAUUUUUUGCGUACCAUGGCUUGGAGUAGAGAGUCACAGGUUUCCCCAGCAGUACACGAUAAUGCACUGGGCCAGGCGCAUCGAGCAGGAGAUUGACAGAGUACUGCAGCAUAUCAGUGGAGCCCAGCAGCUUAAGGGGAUCUACAGUGAGAAAAGGAGACAGUACAGUCUGAUGAAGAAUGACCCCCAAGCUAUGGUGGAGAAGGUGGCAUCUGACAUUGAGAAGCUUUUGGCAAAGAAACGCAAGGCCCUCAGUAAGCUGGCCAGCGAGGCAGAGCGCCUGCAGAAGGAGCAUCUCUGGCAGGACAGCAUUAAGGAGCUGGAUAUGAAGUAUUAUGAUUCCAAGGCAGACCUGGACUAUUACUCCAUGGAGGGUGAUAGUGAGCCGACAAACUCGUUGGAGUUAGAGUUUGUUUACGAUCCAAACUUCAAGAACAAUGUCAAUUAUUCAUUCACUGCAGUACAGAUCCCCACAGACAUCUAUAAGGGUGCGCCAUUAAUCCUGAAUGAGCUGAACUGGACACAGGCCUUAGAGAAGGUGUUCAUGGAGAACAGUCGCGAUGACCCCUCCCUCCUCUGGCAGGCUUUUGGGAGUGCCACAGGCGUCACCAGGUACUACCCAGCUACACCAUGGAGGGUGCCUGAUAAGAUUGACCUUUAUGAUGUCAGAAGGAGACCCUGGUACAUCCAGGGGGCCUCGUCACCAAAGGACAUGGUCAUCCUGGUCGAUGUGAGUGGCAGUGUGAGCGGCCUGACCUUAAAGCUCAUCAAGGCAUCAGUCAUGGAAAUGCUGGACACGCUUUCAGAUGAUGAUUAUGUCAAUGUGGCUAGAUUCAAUGAGAAGGCAGAGCCGGUUAUCCCUUGCUUUGAGCACCUGGUGCAGGCUAAUGUACGCAACAAGAAGAUCUUUAAGGAUGCCGUAAAUCAGAUGCAGGCCAAGGGCACCACGGAGUACAAGUCCGGCUUUCACUUUGCCUUCGACCAGCUUCUGAACAAAACAAAUGUGCCACGAGCCAACUGCAACAAGAUGAUCAUGUUGUUUACAGACGGUGGUGAAGAUCGAGCUCAGGACAUUUUUGAGCAGUACAAUUGGCCUAACAAGACAGUCCGAGUAUUCACAUUCUCUGUGGGGCAGCACAAUUAUGAUGUCACCCCUUUACAGUGGAUUGCUUGUGCUAAUAAAGGAUACUAUUUUGAGAUCCGGUCCAUCUGUGCCAUAAGGAUUAACACACAGGAGUAUUUGGAUGUUCUUGGACGACCCAUGGUCUUGGCUGGGGAUGAGGCCAAGCAAGUGCAAUGGACCAAUGUCUAUCAGGAUGCAUUGGGCCUAGGACUGGUGGUGACUGGGACCAUACCUGUGUUUAACCUGACUGUGGAGGGCAACUCACAGAACCAACUUAUACUGGGGGUGAUGGGCAUAGAUGUUCAUCUGGAUGAAAUCAAGAAGCUUACUCCUCGCUACAAUCUCGGAGCUAAUGGAUAUGUGUUUGCCAUUGAUCAAAAUGGCUACCUCCUCCUCCACCCCAACCUGCAGGCGAAGGCCGUUGACCUCCCAGAGCCAGUGACGCUGGACUUUUUGGAUGCAGAAGUAGAAGAUGCCAAAAAGCAGGAGAUUCGGCGGCAGAUGAUCGAUGGCAAACUGGGGGAAAUGACAAUUAGGACACUGGUCAAAUCCAUUGAUGAGAAAUACAUCGAUGAGGCUGAGCGAAUGUAUACCUGGACUCACAUCAAAGACACCGACUACAGUUUGGGUCUGGUACUGCCACCCUACAGUGAAUACUACCUUCAGGCGGACUUGAGCGAUGUGAUAUUACAGCUGCAGUAUUUGCAGUCUUUGCUCCCAAACUCGUUUGAGUCGGGCGGGCAUAUUUUCCUGGCACCAAGGGAGUACUGCCAGCGUCUCCCCAUUGCGGAGAACAACACCCAGUUUCUGGCAGACUUCAUCUCCUUUGUGGUGAACCUGAGACCAGACUCGGAGGACUGUAAUCAAGACCUCAUUCACAACCUUCUUUUGGACUCAGAAAUCAUGUUUCAGUUGGCUACAAGGGUGUGGAAGAGCAAAGACCUCGACACGUAUGGCUUCCUGGCGUUGUUUGCAGCUACAGAAAGUGGGAUAACACGUGUUUACCCCAAAAUGGCCGCUGAUUCAUGGGAUGAAGACCCAGAGCCCUUCAACACCAACUUCUACCGCCGGAGCUUGGACAACAAGGGCUACAUGUUCAAGGCUCCCUCUCGUGUUUCCAUGGAUGACCCCCUGACCUCUGAGAAUGGCACUGUGGGUAUUCUGGUCAGCACUGCUGUGGAGGUGUCAGUCGGGGGCAGGACUCUGAAGCCGGCAGUGGUGGGAGUGAAGCUGGACCUGGAGGCUUGGGUGGACAAGUUCAAGAUCUUGGCCAGCAAUGUCUCUGACAAUCGUCAGGGCCCUCAUAAGUGUGGGCCUUCCAGAAGCUGUGAAAUGGACUGUGAAGUAAACAGUGACGAUCUGCUCUGCUACCUGAUCGAUGAUGGGGGUUUCCUGGUUAUGUCCAAUCAGAGAGAUCAUUGGAAAAAGGUGGGACUGUUUUUUGGCGAUGUGGAACCCUACCUGAUGCACGCACUGUACGAGAGCUCCAUCUUUGGUCGUCACCAGACCUUCCAGUACCAAUCUGUGUGCGAGCCCAGUACCAGCAGCCACACCGGGGCAGCCCCCAGGGGCAUCUUCGUGCCCUCCAUAGCUGACUUUCUCCGACUAGCUUGGUGGUCUUCAGCAGCUGCGUGGACUCUACUCCAGCAGAUGCUCCAUGUACUUGCCUAUAACAGCUGGUUCAAUGUUGAUGAUGCCAUGGCUGACAGCUUCGACUCAAGAGGGGGCAGUAGCUGUGUGACCAUCCAGAGCCAGUUCUAUUUCACUAACACUACCAAUACCUACGACAUGCUACAGGACUGCGGAAACUGUUCAAGGUUGUUCCACUCCAAACGGAUCGAGAACACCAACCUGCUCUUCGUGGUGGCCGAGACCCUGCCCUGCGGCAGCUGUGAAGUGGAGCGGCUGACCCUCCUCAAGACUGACUUUCACGAGGAGAACCCUUGUGAAGUCCUGAACGCUUCCCGCUAUCGCAAAAAUUCAGCGAAGUGCUUUGACUACAACACACUGGAGAACACAACGGAGUGUGGAGGAGGCUACUCUCUCCAAGCCUCCUUUGGCCUCCUCAUAUGGGUGAAGAUCAUUUCAUAUUACCUCACGGGCAGUUCUUGAAUGGAGGCCAGUCAGAGAGAACUGCCAUUUGUCUUCUUUCUGCUGUUACAUUUCCCAUGUCCUCCUCCCCCUCUUUUUGUCAUCUUUCAAGUUUUUUUUUCGACCCUGCCUCUUCCUCUCAAGUCCAGUAUUAUCCACAUUAUCUUAUCCGAGAGAACUUUUACAGGAAAUGUAAGUUUUGAUGGAAAAAAAAAUGUGUUGCCAUAUGUGUUAGAUAUACUCUGAACUUUGCUUGCCAAAUUGAAAACGUUCAAGGGGAAAUGGGAAAAGUCUUUAAAUUCUCAUUAGCAAGUCUGACUUGGUUAUGAAUAAGCAUUAUAAAUAAUGAUAAUAUAUUGUGCAUUAUGCAUUUUGUGCAGUUAUUUAAAUUGUUCUUUUUGGUUGUAGUUCUAGAAUGUCUGUUUUUUUCUUCCAGAAGGUUGCCAAAGUCAGGCUUCUGUACGUUUUCUUUUGUUGUUUGUUUGUUUGUUUUGAGGAGUGGGGGUGUGUGGAAAGAGUAUUUUAAGCAUCUCACCCUUUUUCUCUGGCUCAGUUCCUUGACUGGUGGCGCAAACCUAUCAUUUCUGGUUUUCAAAAAGGAUUUGUGAAGAUGCUGAAAAUAUUUUUGUGUCAGUUUUUGCAGAAAUGUUUCUAGAAUGUUUCAUAGGACGUGUAUAUAACGUCUGCCUGGUGUGCCACCCAAACGUGCCUUGGUGCACUGCUCUCCCGUUGGAUGGAUGUGGAUAUUGGCUGUGGUAAUUUGGCUUCCAGAGUAUUCUGAGGACCUUGUUCACCAGUAAAGCACUUUGUAGGAACGCUAGUCACAACUUGUGACAAGAUCAAUCCUAGACCAUGUGCAAAAUGUGCCCAGGACACCAAGAGCUUGGAUAUAUAUGUAUCGCCUCCCUUCAACAAGAUACACAACUGUGUCUUCAUACAGAUGAACAAAACAAGACCUGGUGGACCUUCGGCAGUCAUGUAAAUCUAUGCCUCAGAUGUCAUGCUGAGGGGAAUGUGUGCAAGAUUGGAAUGAUGGCUGGGAAUGGGCAAUAGUGUCUGGUGUAGUCCUCUUGUAUGUCCAUGGUGGAGACCAGAGAUGGUUGUUUAAAGGUCUGUGUUUCCCAGUAGAAGCACAGUGCCCUUCCUCUAGGACAGCAAGAUGGACCUAGGACUGAAUUUUUUCUUUUGAAGUAAUGUUUGUUUGGACGGUGAACACAUGAAUAUAUUUGCUGCAUGAUUAAAGGGAAGAGGUCUGGAAUGUUUAGAUAUUGAGAAGCACGUUUUGAAGUUACCCUAUCCACUGUUUCCAGAGAAAAAUCGUGAUCAUUUUUCAGAAUUUGUUUCUUGAAGGAAGAUCCUUAUUUGUAUUGUGCACACAGUGUGGGCCAACUUCAUGAUCUGUGUUAAAGGGUGAUGUGUAGGGGACACAGUUUAAACCUUUUGACUUCGGGCACUAUAUUUUAACCCAGGUGUCAUGUUUACUGCAUUUUGAUUGGCUACAAGUGUUCCGCACUGAUCAAGAUGGCUGUAUUGCAUGUUGUGAAUACAGAGACAGUGAAAUGCAAACAGUACUGACCAAAUCAGCUUUACUGUUUCUAAGCACAGUCUAGCUUUAUUUAAAUGUUACUCCAUUAACUUGAUAUUUUUGCCAUUUUAAUGAGGGAGGCCUGAUUUUUAUUUAUUUUUUCUGAACCUAAAUGAUGGAUGUGAUCGAAUGCCCCGUGCAUUCCUGUGUAUUAUGAGAAUAUAGUAUACAAUUUCAAAGCCAAGAUAAGAUGAUGAGAUCUACAGGUGAGAAGUUGUAAAAGGCUAGUUGUACAUAGUGGUACAAUUUUACGGGAUUAUUUAUUUUAAAUUAUUCUUUGCUCUUUAACCUUGGCUGAGCGUUUGUGUGUGAAAUGUGAAUAUUCAAACUGUGACAGUGCGUUUACGCUUGCUCUCUUUCGCUGAAUCCUAAUCUCUCUUUGCAUCAUGCAGAAGGAAGAUACAUUUUUCUAUAAAGGUUUUCAUUAGUGUUGUAUGCAAUUGAAGAUUUGCGGGGGCUCUUUGUCCCUCUUUGUUUAUUGUCAUGUUUUUAAUGAUGUUGUUGUUUGUAAAGAGGCACAGCACCUCUUUUCAGUCUUCCGUCUCACUUCAUUUUUUUGUACAGAGGCACAAAACAAUGGAGGAAAAAGGCUAACUUUGUAACAUAACGUGUAGGUCACAACAAUGUUUAUAAGAGAUUGGUGAUUUAAAGAUGUCAUAUUUUUCACUUCAA
This is a messenger RNA of Clupea harengus (Atlantic herring), 5844 nucleotides long. RefSeq names its product calcium voltage-gated channel auxiliary subunit alpha2delta 2b (gene cacna2d2b). Gene Ontology annotation, cellular component: voltage-gated calcium channel complex. Gene Ontology annotation, molecular function: voltage-gated calcium channel activity. NCBI's taxonomy places the organism in Eukaryota, Metazoa, Chordata, Actinopteri, Clupeiformes, Clupeidae. The record is from RefSeq and is a predicted model, not a curated record.